AUGAGAGGCAUCCAUCUUUUUCUCUGUUUCAAUCUUCUUCUCAUCAUCUCAUUUCUUGGAGAAGCUAACAGCUUAGCAGCUAAACCAACACGACGUGGCACGAUUUAUAACGUGUACAUGGGAAAAACGAGAUCACAAAAUGGUGCUCCAAGGAGUGAUCAUGCCCGUCUUCUGAGCGAGCUUAGUAAAAGGAAGAAAAAUUCAGUUGUUCAUACAUACAACAAAAGUUUCUUGGGAUUUUCGGCGCGUUUGUCAGAUGAAGAGGCAAAAUCUAUAUCGGUUCUUGAUGGGGUCGUGUCGGUUUUUCCAGACCGGCCGUUAAAAUUGCACACUACUCGUUCUUGGAAUUUCUUGAGGAGCCUAAAUAAUGCUUUCCGAAUCACUAAUUCAACUCCUCCCUCGAGCUAUCCUACUAUAUCAAACUGCUCAGCAACGUCUCAUGACACAAUCAUUGGUAUCUUUGAUACAGGAAUUUGGCCGGAGCACCCUAGUUUCAGUGACACGUAUAUGGGUAAAAUCCCUUCACGCUGGAAGGGGACAUGCAUGCCUGGAGAGGAUGAAAACUCCCCUUUGUUCACAUGCAACAAUAAAGUGAUUGGAGCAAGAUAUUAUGAUGAUGAUGAUGAUGAUGAUGAUGAGCAAUCAGGUUCUAUUCUAACAGCUAGGGACAAGACAGGCCACGGUACGCACGUUUCUUCAAUUGCAGCCGGGGUGCCUUUUGCAGGGGCUUCCUACUAUGGCCUAGCUGAAGGGACUGCAACAGGGGGCUCGCCUAGUAGCAGGAUUUCAAUGUAUUGCAUAUGCGACACAAACAUAAUAUGUAUGCCAUCGGCUAUCCUCAAAUCAAUGGAUGAUGCAAUCAGUGAUGGGGUCGACGUGAUGUCGUUAUCAUUGGGUGGAACGUACGAUAAUCUGCUCGAAGAUCCGAUUGCCAUCGGCGCAUUUCAUGCUGUGGAGAAGGGGAUCCUAGUGGUAUGCUCUGUCGGAAAUAAUGGCCCUUCUAGUGGGACACUUCGAAAUUUUGUCCCUUGGGUUUUAAGUGUUGGUUCCACCACUAUCGACCGUGUGUUUGAGGUCUCGGUUGUGUUGGGUGGAAAUAAUAAGGCGAUCAAGGGUGGGGGCAUCAACUUUUCGGGAUUGAACAAAUAUCCCAUUUAUCGUUUGAUAGAAGGACGCUCAGCAUCUAAUAAACCCAACUCAUCUGAUGCAAGCAAUUGUGUACCGGGUUCACUAGACGGCGCCAAGGUUAAGGGGAAAAUCGUUCUGUGUGGAUAUAAGGACAGACAUAGUUUGGUAGAUAAGAUAAACACGUUAAUGAAACAAGGCGCGCUGGGAAUAAUUAUGAUCAACAACAUUUUAAGGCAAAUGACUCAUUACGUCUAUGGAACUGAUCCAUUUGCUGCUGUCACUGAAGAGGAUGGAGCUCAAAUUCGGUCUUAUAUCCACUCAACACGCAAUCCAGUGGCGACAAUCUUGCCUACUGAAGUCAUACUAAAUUACAAGCCGGCUCCUCUUGUUGCACGCACGUCGGGAAGAGGCCCCAUAGACGGCAUCAAAAACCUUGUCAAGCCUGACGUAACAGCUCCGGGAGUAGACAUCCUCGCCGCAUUUCCUCCUAUAAACGACACAUCAGUGCUUGUCCCGGGCAAGGGAACACCCUUAUUUUGCAUAGAUAUGGGUACAUCCAUUUCUUGCCCGCACGUCUCUGGUCUAGCUGCAACGAUAAAGUCUUACAACCCCAAGUGGACCCCUUCUGCUAUCAAAUCAGCUAUAAUGACAACAGCAAUCCAAACAAAUAAUCUAGGUGCUCCGAUUACAACAGAUGAUGGGUCAAGAGCCACACCUUAUGACAUGGGAGCUGGGGAAAUCAACCUUUCUGACUCACUGAGUCCAGGGCUCGUCUACGAAACAAAAACUAUUGAUUACAUCCAUUUCCUUUGCAACAUGGGCUACAAUGAAACCGCCAUCAAAGCUAUCUCAUCCAUUGUUCUUGACAACUUCUGUUGCCCUGAUAACUCGAACCCGGAUUUGAUAUCCGAUAUGAACUAUCCCUCAAUUGUUGUUUCUGGAUUAUAUACGAAUGGAAUGAGGAAGGUAAAACGAACCGUGACUAAUGUCGGGGAAGCACAUUCGACCUACAAGGCCACCGUGGAUACUCCUCCUGGUGUGCAGGUUCAAGUAGUGCCAAGCACGCUUCACUUCACAAAGAAUGUUAAAAAACUAACCUUCCAAGUCAUAUUUAAACAUGUUGGUGCUUACUCUGGACCAUUGUUUGGUUCAAUUGCAUGGUCUAAUACAAAAUACACAGUCCGGAGUCCUUUUGUAGCCAACAUUGAUUAA
Messenger RNA from Striga hermonthica, 2340 nucleotides. The record is from the annotation of a GenBank genome assembly. Lineage: Eukaryota; Viridiplantae; Streptophyta; Magnoliopsida; Lamiales; Orobanchaceae.